Thlaspi arvense is the source of this 926-nucleotide messenger RNA. The record is from the annotation of a GenBank genome assembly. NCBI's taxonomy places the organism in Eukaryota, Viridiplantae, Streptophyta, Magnoliopsida, Brassicales, Brassicaceae.
AUGGCUAAUUCAUCUUUGCUUUGUUUGUUAUCUAUAUAUGUGAUGAAGUGUAACAGCUUAGAGAUUGGUGGGUCUACUAAUAAGAAGCCAAGGCUUCAACCUUCUCCUUCGUCACACUCAACCCUCAAGGUGAGAAAGGAGAAACUAGGAGGCCGGAUCGCAGCGCUUCAUCAGCUAGUAUCUCCAUUUGGCAAGACUGACACAGCCUCUGUCCUGUCGGAAGCUAUUGGAUACAUUAGAUUCCUUCACAGUCAAAUUGAGUUGCAAGGAGACAGGAGUUGCUUAUUUCCUGAGGACCCUGGUCAGCUCGUAAAUGAUCAGUGCAUGAAGAGAAGAGGAGCAUCGACUUCGUCUACGGACAGUCAAAAGGGAAAUGAAGAAUCUACGAAAGACCUGAGAAGUCGAGGUCUAUGUCUUGUUCCGAUCUCCUGCACACUACAAGUCGGCAGCGACAACGGCGCUGACUAUUGGGCUCCGGCACUCGGCUCCGCCGGUUUCCAUUAAUCAAUGAAAUUACGCCACGUCGAACUCCAACGAUAGAGAAAAUGAUAUAACAUCACGAGCAGUCAGUCUACUGAGAUACCAACAAAUUGAGUUUCCAAGGCUGAUUGCUCAUGAUGCUAUACAAAGUACUUCACUUGAAACUUUGCUAGAGAAUUUGCGUUUGGGGUUUGAUGAAUAUGCUUUUAGCGUUUUAUCAUUUGAUGUGUUGUCAGAUGAUCAAGCAUUAUGUUCUUGCUUUAGGAAUCUGUUUGCUUUUUUUUCACCGGUUAAUUGUAAUUUGUGGUAAAGUACUUAUUUUUAUUACUUCCACGUGGUUUGUAUCGUUAAUUUGCUAUUAUUAUCUUAUAAUAUGUUUAUUGUGUGGAACUUAUAUAACUUAAUAUAUAACUGAAAUACAUAUUUAUAAAGACGAUUUGCCUGGA